CACGACCAACAACUCAAGAACAUGGAGAUGCCCGUGCACUGAUCUUCUUUUUUCAGCUUCAACACUAUUCACUGGAUAUAUUUCUUUUCACUGAUUAGUUCUCAACCUCAAGGAGCAAAAGAUGAAUUCCGCAGAAGCUGCCGAGGAGGGACCGAAUGACUCUGAUACGGAUGCAUUCUUCAAAACAGGGUCUUUCAGGAGCGACGGGAUUAAGGCGUCUGAUGUGCUGCCUGUGCUGAAGGAGAAAGUAGCCUUCGUGUCAGGGGGUCGGGACAAGAGAGGAGGCCCCAUUUUGACGUUCCCCGCCAGAAGCAACCACGACAGAAUAAAGCACGAGGAGCUGCGCAAGCUGGUCACCUACCUGUCCACUGUGCCCAGUGAGGAUGUGUGCAAGCGCGGCUUCACUGUGAUCAUUGACAUGCGCGGUUCCAAGUGGGACCUGAUCAAGCCGCUGCUGAAGACCCUACAGGAAGCCUUCCCCGCCGAGAUCUGCGUCGCCCUCAUCAUCAAGCCCGACAACUUCUGGCAGAAGCAGAAGACCAACUUUGGCAGUGCCAAGUUUACCUUUGAGACUAGCAUGGUGUCAGUGGAAGGGCUGACUAAGCUAGUGGACCCGUCUCAGCUGACGGACGACUUUGAGGGCUCGCUGGAGUACAACCACGAGGAGUGGAUGGAGCUGCGCAUGUCACUGGAGGAGUUCAUGGGGAGCGCCGUGCACCUCCUGUCCCGCCUGGAGGACCUACAGGAGCUGCUGGCCAAGAAGGAGUUCCCGGUGGACGUGGAGGGCUCCCGGCGCCUCAUCGACGAGCACACGCAGCUGAAGAAGAAGGUGAUGAAGGCGCCCGUGGACGAGCUGGACCGCGAGGGCCAGCGGCUGCUGCAGUGCAUCCGCGCCAGCGACGGCUUCUCGGGCCGCAACUGCAUCUCGGGCAGCGCCGACUUCCAGAGCGUGGUGCCCAAGAUCGCCAGCCUGCUGGACAAGCUGCACUCCACGCGCCAGCACCUGCACCAGAUGUGGCACGUGCGCAAGCUCAAGCUGGACCAGUGCUUCCAGCUGCGGCUCUUCGAGCAGGACGCCGAGAAGAUGUUUGACUGGAUCAGUCACAACAAGGAGCUGUUCCUCCAGAGCCACACCGAGAUCGGCGUGAGCUACCAGCACGCCGUGGACCUGCAGACCCAACACAAUCACUUCGCCAUGAACUCCAUGAACGCCUACGUCAACAUAACCCGCAUCAUGUCGGUGGCCUCGCGCCUGUCGGAGGCCGGUCACUACGCCUCGCAGCAGAUCAAGCAGAUCUCGGCGCAGCUGGACCAGGAGUGGAAGGGCUUCGCCGCCGCGCUGGACGAGCGGAGCACCAUACUGGCCAUGUCCGCCGUGUUCCACCAGAAAUCAGAACAGUUCCUGUCCGGCGUGGAGGCCUGGUGCAAGAUCUGCAGCGAGGGAGGCCUGCCGUCGGGCAUGCAGGACCUGGAGCUGGCCAUCCACCACCACCAGACGCUCUACGAGCAGGUGACCCAAGCUUACACCGAGGUCAGUCAGGACGGGAAGGCGUUACUGGACGUCCUCCAGCGACCUCUGAGCCCGGGCGAUGCCGAGUCCCUGACGGCCACGGCCAACUACUCCAAGGCGGUGCACUGCAUCCUGGACGUGGUGCACGAGGUGCUGCACCACCAGCGGCGGCUGGAGAGCCUCUGGCAGCACAGGAAGGUGCGGCUGCACCAGCGCCUGCAGCUCUGCGUCUUCCAGCAGGACGUGCAGCAGUGGCACAACCCCUGGUGUCUCCGCUAA
Sardina pilchardus (European sardine) is the source of this 1789-nucleotide messenger RNA. RefSeq names its product kalirin-like. The transcript is spliced from 11 exons. Gene Ontology annotation, molecular function: guanyl-nucleotide exchange factor activity; protein binding. The coding region runs from base 122 to 1789 and encodes 555 amino acids. NCBI's taxonomy places the organism in Eukaryota, Metazoa, Chordata, Actinopteri, Clupeiformes, Clupeidae. The record is from RefSeq and is a predicted model, not a curated record. Gene Ontology annotation, cellular component: cytoplasm.